UUCCUAUACACUCACGACGAUAACUUCUACCUCUCACGCCCGUCAGGCAGCUUUGAAUCCGAGCGCCUCUUGUAUUCAUUGAAACAAGCUCGAUGAUUGCAAAGCAGGGCUCAUGGCUGUCCAAAGGCCAAAUCUGACCGAUGCACCGGUGGCGCAUGCGUGUCCUGAUGAACAUCACGCCCGUGACCAAACUCGCACUCAGUCCCUUGAGAUUCGAGUGCUGGAGAUACUACAAGGUAGCGAGUAGCGAUGAUGACGCUCAUCGCUUCAACCCGGCGGCACCGAAUCGCGAUCCUACUAGUCCUACGUCAGCCAGUGUUUCGAAUGCUUUCGCGGCUCCCAAAAUGCACACCUGCCCAGGCUCCCCGCACCGGACGGGAAGUAUCGCGACUUCUCCCUCGAUGGCGCCUUUCAAUAACUGCGACCCGUUGUUCUAACCGGCAGCAUAACGACCGCAGACGCGCACAAUACGCCACCUCGCGGUAGCCACGACCGUCCAGCGUUGUCGCACCGCCAGCACGCGUAUCGCGGUCGACGAUGGGCGGCGGCGACAGUGCGCCUGUGGUCUGCGUUAUUCCGAGCGAUAAUAUA
Fomitopsis serialis is the source of this 591-nucleotide messenger RNA. RefSeq lists its product as uncharacterized. NCBI's taxonomy places the organism in Eukaryota, Fungi, Basidiomycota, Agaricomycetes, Polyporales, Fomitopsidaceae. The coding region runs from base 141 to 437 and encodes 98 amino acids. The transcript has 2 exons. The record is from RefSeq and is a predicted model, not a curated record.